GCUUAUUGUUGACAUUGCCGGUGUCUGCUUUGUGUUGUUGCCUGAAUGUCAGAGGCCAAAUAUCAGUCUGCAAGCUGGGAAGAUCAACUCUGCUCUCACCGCCACCAGCAGCCGUAUCUGAGUCUCCCUCCACAAUCUGACAGAAAAGUUAAUGAAGACACUUGCAGAAGACUCAAGAUCCUUUUCUUAUUCAAGCUGUUAAUCUACUCUUCCUUUGGCACUUUGAGUCAAGCAGCAGAGAAUCCGACCUAUCAUGUGAAUGGGAUCCUGGGAGGAUCAGCCUUCCUUUCUUUAAAUACACCCUCAGCCAAAAAAGUGGUCAACAUUGAAUGGUCCUUCCACCCCACAUCUGGGGAGCCAUACCUGCUUGGUGAGUUCAGGGAUGGAAAACAGGAUCAGUCACAUCUCAGGAGCUGGUAUGAACAACUGAUGGAAAGUGGUGAUGCCGUCGCAUUGAGGAUCAAUAACUUGGCAAUGCUUGACGAGACCACUCUGAGGAUCAAGAACCUGACAAUGGAGCAUAGUGGGCUCUAUGAAGCUCGUGCCUGGUUUAAUGCCGCGCAGUUCCAAGAACACCACUUCAUCCUCACUGUUUAUGAGCCAGUGCCAAGUCCACGGAUACACCAUAAAGUAGAAUCCAAGACUCCAGAAGGCUGCAGUGUGUCCUUACAGUGCCAGGCACCUGUAAAGGAGGGGUACACUAUCUCCUGGAAAAGAGGGAAUCCCCCCAGGAUCUUAGAAGGAAGUUUGGAUAAGUACUGGCUUUCUGACAAUGGGAGGAAUCUCCACAUCUCCUGGAGAAAAAGCUCUUCUGACUCCACAUUCACUUGCCUGGUCAGCAAUCCUGUUGAUCGAAACAAUGCCUCAUUUGACUUGCUCAAAAUCUGUGCAAGUGAGGAAGGUGGACAACAAAAGUACUGGGGGUUCCUGCCACUUCUCGUCUGUGCUGCUGGAGCUUGUGCAUGUUUGAUAAUGAUAUGGAAGAAGAAAAGGUUGGGAAAGGAGAAAGAUGCUGCCUCUGUGAUGCAAGCUCAAGAGACCUCUUCUGCACCCUUCCUCAGAGGAGACCCCUAAAACAUCGUGAGGACCUACUGAGAUGAGCAUGCACACCAGAAUGCUCCGGAACAGAGUUCAUUUAUCCACUCACCUCGAAACCCCAUUGCAGGAGGUUGGACCAGAGGACCCUUGGGGUCCCUUCCAGCUCUACAAUUCUAUGAUUCUAUGAAGCAAAUCAUCUGAGAGGAGUGCUUGGCUACUACCCAUGAUAACUUUGCUCUGCCUCCGUGGUCAGAGGUAGUAAUGCUUCAGAAUACAAGUUGCUGCAACCUGUAGGAGGGGAGAGUGUGUCAGUUUGAUUUCAUAGCACCCAAAGUAUAGAUCUGAUGUGUAGAGAUCUUUCCUUUUCUAAUUAACUGAGAGGGUUAUGGAAGCUUCUCUGUGUGAAAGAAACAAGCAGAAGGUUCAUGAUGUUUGGGUUAUUCCUUCAGAGAAGCUGAGCAUAGCUUGCUUAAACUGGUUCUAUUAUCUCUUUCCGUCAAGGCAAUGCUGAUUAUAAUAAUAAGCCCAGGCAGAACCUGUCUUUCACUUCUUUUCUAUUUUUCUUUCU
This is a messenger RNA of Lacerta agilis (Sand lizard), 1606 nucleotides long. Its product is annotated as T-lymphocyte surface antigen Ly-9-like. The transcript is spliced from 6 exons. Lineage: Eukaryota; Metazoa; Chordata; Lepidosauria; Squamata; Lacertidae. Bases 46 to 1074 code for a protein of 342 amino acids. The record is from RefSeq and is a predicted model, not a curated record.